AUGUCUAACACAUUACUUAUAAAAAGAGAUGAGCACGGCGAAAAUAGAUUUCUGAAACUUUCAAAAUUCUAUUAAGUAUGCAACUAAAAAUUUGAAGAUGGAUUUGAAGAAUUUAAAGAGAAUAUAAAAUAAUCAAAGAAUCAAACAUUAAUAAAAAGACAAAGUGAGUAUAUGGGUUACUUAAAAUUAACAGGAUCUACAUUAACAUAGAUGGUAGAAUAAUGUGAAAAACUCGCUGCUUUAUUGUAAACAUCUAAGUAUGAAGGUGAAAAGGCAAAUUUUGAAAUGUAUUUUUAUCAUAGCUUUUAAAUUUUGGACUACUUUAGGAAUAACUACAUUAAGAAAGAAGAUUAAAAUGAUAAUAGAGCUAAAAAAAAUGUUUUGCGUCAAGUGAUUAAUGUUCUAUUUUUAAAAAACUAAGGACAUUUAUUAGUUUAUGAUCUAUUUAUAGGAUGGACUACAUAUUACAGUUAGAUAUUUGAUGGAUCUGCUGAAAAUUAGGAUAAAAAAGUACCACUACUUGAAUUUUCUGGUAAAAGUAGAAUCCUUUAUGAUUAAACUUUCAUGAAAACCUCUUUUGCAUUAUGUGGAUUGAUAUGCAUAAAUCCAAUUAAUUUAAUCUAAUUUGUUAGAGAUUCUAGAAAAUAAGAAUUGCACUAUUAAAAGCUAAAAAAUUCAUAUAAAAAUAUUAUAAAUUUAGAUAUAGAGUAACAAGAUUAUUACUGGCACUUUAUAGAUACAUUUUGUCACCAUGCAAAAUAACAAAAGCUAUACAAUCAUAUUAAUAUUCAAGCUUUAUUAUCUUUCAUAGAAUUAUCAUAUAUUUAAAUGAAAGCAGCUUCUGAUAGUUUUUCUACAUCAAGUGAAUUACAUUAACUUACCCUCUGUGCAAAUAAAAAUGAAUAUAAAUAACUAUUUUAAUUCAUAUAAGAAAUAAUUAUUCCUUACUUAAAAGAUCAGUUAGAAAAGUUAAAAAAACCAGAAAAUUAAGACUAUAUCUUCAAAUAGAUCGAUUUAAAUACAAUAAAUAAUUUAGAAAAUUCAUUUAGAAUAAUUAGAGAGAAAAUGAGUAACUAUAAUAAUAAGAGAUUAUUUUAAAAUGAAGUAAUUGGCGAUGACGUUGAAGAUUAAGAAGAAAAAGGAAUUAAAACUGUAAUAAAUAAUCCUUUUUACUUUUUAUAAAUAUGA
Molecule: messenger RNA, 1188 nt
Organism: Tetrahymena thermophila SB210
Lineage: Eukaryota; Ciliophora; Oligohymenophorea; Hymenostomatida; Tetrahymenidae
Exons: 1
Source: RefSeq, a predicted model, not a curated record